Messenger RNA from Impatiens glandulifera, 1655 nucleotides. Its product is annotated as protein RAE1-like. Gene Ontology annotation, molecular function: ubiquitin binding; RNA binding. NCBI's taxonomy places the organism in Eukaryota, Viridiplantae, Streptophyta, Magnoliopsida, Ericales, Balsaminaceae. Gene Ontology annotation, biological process: RNA export from nucleus; transcription-dependent tethering of RNA polymerase II gene DNA at nuclear periphery. The record is from RefSeq and is a predicted model, not a curated record. The transcript is spliced from 11 exons. The coding region runs from base 158 to 1207 and encodes 349 amino acids. Gene Ontology annotation, cellular component: nuclear pore.
GUGAAAAGGACAUUCAUCGUCAGAAGGUUUCAAAGCUCUUGCCUUUAACCAAUCUACGUUCUAGGGCUUUUGCCGCCUUUCUUUAGGAACCCUAGAAUCUUCUUACUUGUAUUAGUUCUAAUCCACUUUGAAUCUACAAACAAUAAUCCCUUCUCCAAUGUCUACAUUUGGUGCUGCCCCCGCUGCGAACACGAAUCCUAACAAGUCCACCGAGGUGGCACAGCCUCCAGGUGAUUCUGUAUCAAGUCUUUGUUUCAGUCCUAAGGCAAAUUUUCUCGUUGCUAGCUCUUGGGAUAAUCAGGUGCGAUGUUGGGAGAUAACGAAGACAGGGAACACACUUGGAAGCGUGCCUAAGGCAUCAAUAUCACAUGAUCAACCGGUACUCUGCUCAACUUGGAAGGAUGAUGGAACUACUGUUUUCUCAGGAGGAUGUGAUAAACAAGUUAAAAUGUGGCCCCUUCUUUCUGGAGGACAACCGGUAACAGUGGCCAUGCAUGAUGCACCUGUUAAAGAAGUUGCUUGGAUCCCAGAAAUGAGCAUGUUAGUUACCGGAAGUUUUGAUAAAACUGUCAAGUAUUGGGAUUUGAGACAAUCAACUCCAGUUCAUACCCAGCAACUUCCAGAACGCUGCUAUACUCUUUCUGUGAGGCACCCACUCAUGGUUGUUGGCACUGCAGAUAGGAACAUCAUUGUUUUCAAUUUGCAGAAUCCUCAGACUGAAUUUAAGAGAAUUGUUUCGCCCCUGAAGUAUCAGACUAGGUGUGUUGCUGCAUUUCCUGAUCAGCAAGGCUUCCUGGUUGGUUCCAUUGAAGGAAGAGUGGGUGUACAUCAUCUCGAUGAUGCACAACAAAGUAAAAACUUUACUUUCAAAUGCCACAGAGAGGGGAGUGAUAUCUAUGCUGUCAAUGCGUUGAACUUCCACCCUGUUCAUCAAACAUUUGCAACUGCUGGAUCUGAUGGUGCAUUUAACUUUUGGGACAAAGACAGCAAACAGAGACUUAAGGCUAUGGCGAGGUGCAGUCAACCUAUUACAUCCAGUGCUUUCAACAAUGAUGGUUCAAUAUACGCCUACUCGGUUUGUUAUGAUUGGAGUAAGGGUGCAGAAAAACAUAAUCCCUCAACUUCAAAGACAUCUAUUUUCCUACACUUACCUCAGGAUGCUGAGGUGAAACCAAAGCCCAAGAGUGGAGUCAGUGGUAGAAGAUAACUUGGACAUUUUUUUGGUUGUUAAUACAACAGAUGACAUUGAUAUUCCUUGUUUCAUUUUUUGUUUUCGAAUUUUCUUAGGGAUACAUUCUAUAUAGUAUUAAUUAGAAAGAAAAAGAAAUCAGUCUUGACCUGUGAUGGUUUCUCUUUCAGACAUAUCCGAAGAUCUGAUUUUAGGUGGUGUUUUCAUUGAUCUUUUGGCUUCUUCAGAGAACCUCGAUUUUUAUUCAGAUUUAUUGCGAUUUUGUUGUGGGAUUUUGGAUACAUCUUCUUAGCCAUCAAAACCGAGAAAAUUAUCAUUGGUUCAUAGAUAGUUGCUGCAUGGGUUGCAGUAUUGUUUGUUUCAAGCAUUAUGUUGUUAUUGUUCAAUUUGUAUUAUUUUGGAUGUCACAUGGGUUUAUAAUUCAUCUGUCUAGUCAGAUACAUUAUCAAUUAGUUCCAUUAAUGAA